AUGGGUGUCACUUCGGAUCAGCCGGUCCGGCUUUAUCCAACCGGCCACCUCGCCCAGUGGAGAGACAAUAGUGGGCUCCUUGAGUACAUCGGCCGAGCCGAUGACCUGGUCAAGAUCUCGGGAUAUCGGGUAGAGCUGGGGGACAUUGCAUGCUGCAUUGAGAAACACCGACAGGUCCACUCGUGCGUGGUCAAGUACGUUCAGGAAGGCGACGUGGACUAUCUCGAAGCAUAUGUGAUUCCGGCCGACUGGGAUAGUCAUUUCCCAUCUGACGAGCUGGUUUAUUGGGUGCAACAGAGGUUGCCAUCUUACAUGGUUCCACACAUGGUGUACGAGAAGCGCAGCUUCCCCUUAUCCGCGAAUGGGAAGGUUGACAGGAGGGCACUUCAGCCAGACAAUGAAGAGCAGCCCUGCGACGAAGAGAAUGGAAGCCAUUCGCAGAGCGAUGCAACUCAGGAGCCAAAAGAGGUCAACAGUCCAGAGAUGGAGGACCUGGUUGACUGGCUUGCAUCCGUACUUCAGGAAUACCUGACUAAAUCGGAGAUUACCCCCACCGACAACUUCCUCUCCCAUGGACUGAGCUCUCUCCAUGCUGCUCGGCUCAUUGGGCAGAUCAGGCAGGAUCGCGAAAAAAGCAUCACCCUGGCCCAGCUCCACCAAACCCCAACGGUCGAGGGCCUUUCCAAGUUUCUGUCCAGCUCGGAUGACAAGACUACCGAACUACCCAGCUUGGAGCGAUGCGUGCAGGGUUCCAAGCACCUGGAUACUGAUCUCCUGCCUCCCGACUGUGCCGGCGCCCAUAUCCAGCAGACGCUGGAAAAAUAUGACCUCUGGGAUGGUCGGCUGGAGACAACGCAGAAGAUCAUAGUUCUGGAGGACGAUUUGUCGGAUAGUACCCUUGGGCAAGGGCAAGAACAAUUCAAAUGGCUCACCGACUGGGCAAGCGUCAUCGUCCACGUCGGUGCACGGGUCAACUGGUGCGAGCCGUACGAGGCGUACUAUGUCCCUAACGUUGUGGGUACACGAAACAUCAUUCGUGCUGCGAUGUUGGGCCGUCGCAAGGCCCUGCACUAUGUCUCCUCGAUCGAUGUCUGGACCGUCACUGGAUUCAUUAACAAGAUUGAACGCGUCUAUGAGAAUGAGCCACUAAUGCCACACGCGAAUGCCGUCCCGUACGAUACAGGAUACUCGGCCAGUCAAUUCGUCGCCGAGGGAAUCGUUCAGCGAGCGAGGGCUAGUGGGCUACCGACUGCAAUCUACCGAUCUGGAUUCAUCAUUGGCCACAGCCAAAAGAGUAUUACAAACGCGAAUGACUUUUUCUCCCGGCUGAUCAUAGGCAGCAUCCAGAGUGGCUACUUUCCGCAUCUUCCCACCCAGCGCCUGGAGUAUGUGACAGUGGAAAAUGUUACCGCGGCUAUUCUACACAUUGCAUCCAGCCGGGAGAAUCUUGGUCGAGCAUAUCACAUUGUGCCGCCUGACAGAUCCGUGUCAGUUGACUACGACCAAAAGUACAAAAUGCUGCGCGAAAUUGGAUAUCCUGUGCAGAUGAUCGACUAUAAAGAAUGGGUGGACAAGAUCCGAGACUCGCCCGAGAAUGCACUGGAAUCGAUGAUGCCGUUGCUCGAUGAGCCUGUCUAUGAAGACCUGAGCCGGCUGGAGACGAGCAGAAACACUCCUGUCUACGAUCCAACGAACACGGCCCGCGCGUUGCAAGACCGACCAGAUAUCAAGUAUGUAGCUCUCGAUGCAAAUCUGCUGCAGAAGUUCAUUCACAACUGGGUGAAGCGAGGACAAUAUCAGCUCGACCAUCAUUGUAACGGCUGUUUGGAAGACAAACAUAAGUGA
Messenger RNA from Aspergillus pseudoviridinutans, 1845 nucleotides. Its product is annotated as putative PKS/NRPS-like protein biosynthetic cluster. The coding region runs from base 1 to 1845 and encodes 614 amino acids. NCBI's taxonomy places the organism in Eukaryota, Fungi, Ascomycota, Eurotiomycetes, Eurotiales, Aspergillaceae. The record is from RefSeq and is a predicted model, not a curated record. The transcript has 2 exons.